CGUUUGCCAAGAUAUUUCACCAUGGUGGCAUUCUCAUCUCUCUUAGUUACCUUAGUCGGCAUUGCUAGCUCCUUGGCUGCUCCCGUAGAGGAACGCAAUAUUGACUUAAUUGAGCGUGGGCCUCACAACUUUGUUCUUGGAGCAUCCAAUCCGGUUCGCCGAUCCGCCAUAAACUACAACCAGGAUUAUACUACUGGUGGAGAUGUCGUUUACUCUCACUCAAACACAGGAUUUGCCGUCAACUGGUCUUAUCCUCAGGAUUUCGUAGUUGGCGUCGGUUGGAACCCUGGUGGCUCUAGUCCCAUUAACUUCAGCGGCAACUUUGGUGUCGGCAGCGGCGUUGGCCUGCUUGCUGUCUAUGGCUGGAGCACCAACCCCCUUGUUGAGUACUAUAUCAUGGAAAAUAACUUUGGAUAUCCUUCCGCCGGCACGGUGAAAGGCAGCGUCACCAGUGACGGAUCAAGUUACACGAUUUGGGAGAAUACUCGUGUUAAUGAACCUUCUAUUCAGGGCACAGCGACCUUUAACCAGUAUAUCUCCGUCCGAAACUCCAAAAGAUCCAGUGGCACAGUCACUGUUGCAAACCACUUUAACGCAUGGAAAUCACUCGGUAUGAAUCUAGGCACAAUGAAUUUUCAAGUUAUGGCAGUGGAAGGGUGGGGAGGCCAAGGCGGUGUGCAACAAAGCGUAUCAAACUAAGGUCAGCAACAAGCCUUGAGACUCAACUGCACUUUAGCGCCCCAGGGAUUGGUGUCAGACUCUCGCGAAGAUUGAAGAUUCCAUACAGGGUAUACAUCUGUCUGUUAACGAUAUAAGCGCCAAUCUCAAUUCCGACCCCGCUUGUCUAUUUCUAGUCAGGGUAUCAUUUUAGGUCUCUAACGAGUUUAAAAUACAAAUUUAUUUACACCUGGGA
Molecule: messenger RNA, 913 nt
Organism: Trichoderma asperellum CBS 433.97
Lineage: Eukaryota; Fungi; Ascomycota; Sordariomycetes; Hypocreales; Hypocreaceae
Biological process (GO): xylan catabolic process
Molecular function (GO): hydrolase activity, hydrolyzing O-glycosyl compounds
Source: RefSeq, a predicted model, not a curated record